Messenger RNA from Ochlerotatus camptorhynchus, 1978 nucleotides. RefSeq lists its product as uncharacterized. The record is from RefSeq and is a predicted model, not a curated record. The coding region runs from base 96 to 1091 and encodes 331 amino acids. NCBI's taxonomy places the organism in Eukaryota, Metazoa, Arthropoda, Insecta, Diptera, Culicidae. The transcript is spliced from 2 exons.
AUGUACUGUGCUUUUCAACGACGUUCAGGGAAGAAAUCGUGGCACUGAUCAAGACGGGUGUGAGUCCAACAAAGCGGCAAGUAUUAAAGUGUGUCAUGAGUCUCUUUGACCCACUAGGAUUGCUGGCAUGCGUCCUAGUACACGGAAAAAUUAUGAUGCAAGAUAUUUGGCGGAGCGGAAUCCAAUGGGACGAGCACAUCAACGACAAAAUCCACGAAACUUGGCAGAGGUGGAUAGAUUUGCUGGAACACGUCAACGAAGUUCGACUACCGAGGUGCUACUUCCGAAAUGCAAGUGCUGAUCUAUACAAUUCAUUGGAAGCCCACGUAUUCGUCGAUGCGAGCGAAGCAGCGUAUUAUGCAGUAGUGUAUUUCCGGGUAUUCAACUCGGAUGGGAUGGUGGAAUGUGCUUUGGUGUCAGCGAAAACGAAGGUUGCUCCAUUGAAGUACGUCUCCAUUCCUCGAUUGGAGCUGAUGGCGGCGGUCAUAGGUAUUCGUCUACUCUCGUUCGUGAGGGAAAGUCACACCGUUCAGUUCAACCGCUGCGUCUACUGGUCAGACUCCGAAGUAACGUUGGCAUGGAUCCGCUCUGAACAUCGAAGGUACCGACCGUUCGUAGCCUGUCGCGUUGGAGAAAUUCUAUCAGCGACUAAUGUCAAGGAUUGGAGGUACGUUCCGAGUAAACUAAACGUUGCUGAUGAUGCCACUAAAUGGGGCGAAGGACCUCGCCUCGAAGAAUCUGGCCGCUGGUUCAGUGGUCCACCUUUUCUACUACUGCCCGAAGAAAAAUGGCCUAAACAGAAAAAGCUUUUCGAUAGUACCGACGAAGAUCUUCGAGCAUGCUACCUACACCAAGCAGUGCAAAUCUUGCACAAUCCGAUAAAUUUCGAACGUUUCUCAAAGUGGAACCGACUUCAAAGGACAACCGCUUACGUGAUCCGUUUUGUAAACUUUUUAAAGCGAAAUAAAUCCGACGCGAGCAACCGUGGUGCAGGCUUGGCGCAAGAGGAGCUGCAGGCUGCGGAAGUUCUACUUUGGAAACUCGCACAAUCGGAGGCUUAUUGUGAUGAGCAAAACGUCGCCUGCGGAUGAACGAAUAAAGUUGGAGAAGUCAAGCCCCCUGUGGAGACUGUCACCAAUGAUCGAUGAACAAGGUCAAGGUCGUUCUACGAGUCGAUGGUCGGAUAUCUGCAGCGAAAGGGGUUCCUGUAGACGUGAAGUUUCCCGUUAUAUUACCCAGAAAUCACCGAGUCACCAAUCUCAUCGUAGACAGCUACCAUAGAAAGAUUCUACACGGCAAUUCUGAAACAGUGGUCAACGGUUCUACGUUGCUCAGUUACGAAUUGUUGCUCGAAAGGUAGCUGAGCGAUGUCAAUGGUGCAAGGUGUAUAAAGCAAGACCAACGGUGCCUAGGAUGGGUCUCCUCCCGUCUGCACGUCUGUCACCGAGUGUUCGCCCGUUCACCUAUAUUGGCGUCGACUACUUUGGGCCUAUUCUGGUGAAGGUAGGUCGAUCGUCAGUGAAACGAUGGAUCUGCCUGAUUACGUGCCUAACAAUACGUGCAGUGCACGUGGAAGUGGCUUUUGAUCUAUCAACAAAGUCAUGCAUAGCCUGCUUACGCCGUUUUGUCUGCCGAAGGGGAGCACCACUCGAAAUAUACUCCGACAAUGGACGGAACUUUUCCGGAGCAGAUCGGGUGUUGCGGGAUCAAAUCCAGCGUAUCGAACAGGACGCAGCGACAACAUUUACCAACGCGGAAACGAAGUGGUUGUUCAUUCCACCUUCCGCGCCACAUAUGGGAGGAUUGUGGGAGCGUAUGGUACGCUCCAUCAAGAACACGAUGACUAAUCUACCCCAGGAUCCGGCAUCAUGGGCAGUUCAACUGGGGUCAAACAACCGGCGAUGAAAAUUGCGGAAACAGCAGAAACUAUCCGAGUGUCUUGGGACUUGAUUCAGCAGCGCAUCGACUUUUUCUGGAA